CUGCUGCUGCUGACAGAGGCUCACCCCAGAAGAGCCAACACAUUGCUUUCCUGUCAGAGAUGGAGGAAGAGGAAGAGGUUAUACCUACACCAGUCUCACUUAUCUCUCAGGAUGGGACAGAGCAGGUGGGUUUGUCUGGGGAAGACCUGCAGGCCCUGGGCAGCAGGAUGGGCGUGGUGACACAGAGCAGUGCCCUCCCCGUGGAGCCAGUGGGCAGUGACAACCUGGCUGUGCCCAACGGCACCCAGACACAGCCAGUUACCAUAGUCACUUCUGGGGCAGUCCCAUCUGAAGAAUCGGGCAUCGCAUCCCUCUGUCAUCAGCAGGUGGCAUUGCUGGCCACCUCCAAGGGCACCCCCCUCACAGUGCAGUUAGCAGAGCGGCAGGGCCUGGAGGGAGCCCUCAGCACGGCCACAGCAGCCAUCCAGCAGGACCCUGUCACACGAAGCUUCCUUGGCACAUCUCAGCACUUGGAGCAAAGCCCUCCUUCCACAGAAACCAGCCAGCACCUGUCAGGGGCUGAGCUAGGCCUGGAUUCCAUCUGGUGCGCCGUCCCCGCCCUGGACGUGGAGAAGAGCGGCAAGGUCUCCAAAUCCCAGCUCAAGGUGCUGUCUCACAACCUGUACACGGUGCUGUGCAUCCCCCACGACCCCGUGGCACUGGAGGAGCAUUUCCGCGACGACGACGACGGGCCGGUGUCCAGCCAGGGCUACAUGCCCUACCUCAACAAGUACAUCCUGGACAAGGUGGAGGAAGGUGCUUUUGUCAAAGAAGACUUUGAUGAGCUCUGCUGGACCCUGACAGCGAAGAAGAAUUACAAGCCUGACCGGAAUGGGAAUAGUGUUGUAUCCCACCAAGAUGCCUUCAAGCUCUGGUGUCUCUUCAACUUUCUGUCUGAAGACAAAUAUCCUCUCGUCAUGGUGCCAGACGAGGUGGAAUACCUGCUGAAGAAGAUCUGCACGGCCAUGAACGUGGAGCUGAACUCCUGUGAGCUGGAUGACUACCUGUCCCAGGAGCCCCAGGGGCAGGGAGGGCUGACGGUCUGGCAGUUCCUGGACAUGGUGAACUCGGGGCGGUUCCUGCGAGGUAUCGAGCAGGAGGCCGUCAGCAUGGCCGUGGAGGAGGUGUACCAGGAGAUCAUCGAGGACGUCCUCAAACAGGGCUACCUCUGGAAGAAGGGCCAGCUGAGGAGAAACUGGUCAGAGCGGUGGUUCACGCUGAAGCCCAGCGCCCUGUCCUACUACAUGAGUGAGGAACGGAAGGAGAAGAAGGGGAGCAUUGCUCUGGACAAGCACUGCUGUGUGGAG
Molecule: messenger RNA, 1307 nt
Organism: Merops nubicus (carmine bee-eater)
Lineage: Eukaryota; Metazoa; Chordata; Aves; Coraciiformes; Meropidae
Product: differentially expressed in FDCP 6 homolog
Exons: 10
Cellular component (GO): cytoplasm; nucleus
Source: RefSeq, a predicted model, not a curated record